AUGUUGACAACAACCCCCUUCGACUCCAUCAGUUUAAAUCAUGCCUCCCAAAGUAAGAAACGUGUGGCCUACUUUUAUGAUUCUGAUGUGGGCAACUUUGCCUACGUCUCCGGACACCCCAUGAAGCCCCACCGCAUGAGGAUGGCCCACAGCCUGAUCCUCAACUACGGACUGUACAAAAAGAUGGAGAUCUACCGUGCGAAACCGGCCACGAAAUAUGAGAUGACACGGUUCCACUCUGAUGAAUACAUCGACUUUUUAUUCAAGGUCACCCCCGACUCCAUCACCAAGCACCUGACCGAGCAGGUUAAGUACAAUUUCAACGACGACAACCCCGUCUGGGAUGGCCUGUCCGAGUUCUGCAGCAUCAGCGCGGGCGGGAGUAUGGAAGCCGCCGCCCGUCUGAAUAACGGCAAGUGCGACAUUGCCAUUAAUUGGGCUGGCGGCCUUCACCAUGCGAAGAAAUCUGAGGCGAACGGGUUCUGCUACGUGAAUGAUAUUGUCUUGGGAAUUUUGGAGCUCUUGCGGUUUCAUCAACGCGUUUUGUACGUUGAUAUUGAUGUUCACCAUGGCGAUGGCGUUGAGGAGGCGUUUUACACGACAGAUCGUGUGAUGACGGUGUCCUUCCACCAAUACGGAGACUUUUUCCCCGGGACGGGCGACAUUGGCGACAUCGGCGCUCAGGAGGGCAAGAAUCAUUCAGUAAAUGUGCCACUCCGUCCUGGAAUGGAUGAUUUUUCCUAUAGUCGAGUCUUUCAGCAGGUGAUUAAAGGCGUCAUGGACUGGUAUCGUCCGGACGCAGUGGUGCUGCAAUGUGGCGGGGACAGCUUGUCUGGCGACCGUCUCGGGAGCUUUAAUCUCAGUAUGAGAGGACAUGCAAACUGCGUGAAUUACAUUAAGAGUUUCAACUUGCCAACCAUGCUUGUAGGCGGUGGUGGCUAUACUAUGCGAAAUGUGGCGCGUACGUGGGCGUUUGAGACUGGUGUUGUGGUAGGCGAAGAGGUCGGGCCCGAGCUUCCCUACGAUGAUUUCUACGGGUACUAUGCUCCAGAUUAUAUGCUCGAUGUCCGACCAUCGAACAUGCCAAAUCAAAACACCGACACAUAUUUAACACAAGUAUGCACACGGGUGCUUGAAAACAUCAAGAAGACCAUGACAUUCAGCCCAUCCGUCCAGAUGACAGACGUACCGCGCUACCCACUCGCGCCUGGACUCGACGAGGAUUAUGAAGAUAUCGCCGAUGACGAAGAUGAAGAUCAGAAUAAAGAUAUACGCAUUUCGCCCCGCCAAGUCGACAUGCUGGUCGAGCAUCAGGGCGAACUUAGCGACGACGAGGAGAUGAGUCAAAUUAGCAACGUGCUAAACGCGAUCAAGAAGCGAAACCACGUUAACUAUGGGGAACCUGUUUCGACCGAGUCUACGACGGAGGCAGAGACAUCGAAAACAUCAGAUGAUCAGUUAGCCGAUGGGUCCGUCAAGAGCCAAGACACGCCGAUGACCGAGGCUGAGGUAAUUUUGGAAAGUCCUAAGGCUAUUAGCCAGUAG
Aspergillus alliaceus is the source of this 1545-nucleotide messenger RNA. RefSeq lists its product as uncharacterized. The coding region runs from base 1 to 1545 and encodes 514 amino acids. The record is from RefSeq and is a predicted model, not a curated record. Lineage: Eukaryota; Fungi; Ascomycota; Eurotiomycetes; Eurotiales; Aspergillaceae. The transcript is spliced from 4 exons. Gene Ontology annotation, molecular function: histone deacetylase activity.